Molecule: messenger RNA, 1265 nt
Organism: Cotesia glomerata
Lineage: Eukaryota; Metazoa; Arthropoda; Insecta; Hymenoptera; Braconidae
Product: ovalbumin-related protein X-like
Exons: 7
Coding region: 16-1212 (398 amino acids)
Molecular function (GO): serine-type endopeptidase inhibitor activity
Source: RefSeq, a predicted model, not a curated record
AUCCUCGCCAACAUUAUGGAUUUCAAAACAUGGUUUAUUUUUGGAGCGAUUUUGGCUUGCACGUCAGCAAAAGCUGUUUCGAGACGAAGAAAAAAUGCUCUUUAUCAAACAACUAAAGGAAUGAACCAAUUCGCGGUAGAUUUAUACAAGAAAACGGCUAAAUUACAUAAAGGUAAUCUGAUAAGUUCACCCUUGAGUACAGGGAUUGCAUUAUCAAUGGCAGCUUAUGGCGCCCAGGGUGCCACGGAAUAUGAAAUGAAGUCUAAUUUACAUUUGCCAGUAGACGAUAAGCUAGGGCAAAAGGGUUUCCUGUCACUUAUUACGGCAUUGCAUAAAAUAAAAAAGGUCAAUCUUAAGUUAGCGCAAGGGUUGUUUAUCGACCAUCACUUGAAUGUCCAUCGGGAAUUUAGUAAUAUGACCAAAAAUGUCUUCAAAUCGCCUACAAGAAGACUUUACUUUGAAAAACCCGAGUAUACAGCUCAAUAUAUCAAUAACUGGUGCAAAAGAUUCACCAAAAACCUGAUUAAAGAUAUCGUUCAACCUGAAGACAUCAAAAAAGGCUUUUCAAUCCUCGUAAACGCAGUUUAUUUCAAAGGAUCUUGGAAGUCGCCGUUUAAAACCGAACACACCAGUCUGCAACCAUUUUUCACUAAUUCAAAAACUUACAAGUACGCUCCAAUGAUGUACCAAAAAAGUAGGUUUAAUUAUGGACUUCUCGCUGAAGGAAAGGCUGUUUACGUCGAACUUCCUUAUGAUACUAGCAAUCCCGGCCAUUCUCUGAGUAUGUUUGUAAUUCUACCGAUAAAAGAAGAGGGUCUGGAAGAAAUCGAGCAAACUCUAAGGUAUAUAGACUACAGAAAACUUCAUUUCAAAGGUUAUGAGAACAACAUAGAGCUCUACAUGCCUAAAUUCAAAAUCGCGAGCACGAUUGAUCUUCAACCAAUUCUAGAUAUGAUGGGAAUGCGGAGAAUGUUUCGUGAUCGCGCUGAUUUCAGCGGAAUCACUGAAAAAUUUAUGAAGAUUACUAAAGCGGUGCAGAAAGCUGUCAUUGAAGUUGAUGAAGCUGGAGCUUCUACUGGACUGGUUGGAAGAAUGACAUCUGGAGGAUAUUCUUCACGCAUAGUUCUCAACAGGCCGUUUAUCGUCAAGAUUGUCCAUACUUCAACGAAUACAAUACUUUUACAAGGCCACGUGGUUGAUCCAUCAAAGUAAACCAAUAAAAAAACGAUACAAAUAACGAUUUAUUUAUAUUCAACUGUACAUUC